AUGGGCCUCCUCUCUUUGGAAAACACCAACUUCAUUUUGUUGGGAUUCUCAGAUUGGCCCCAUCUGGAACUUCUCUUUGUGGUUAUCUUGAUCUUUUACCUCUUAACCUUGGUUGGCAACACAGUCAUCAUUGUCUUGUCUCAUUGUUCUCAGCUUCACACCCCUAUGUAUUUCUUUCGCUGUCAUCUCUCUUUCUUAGACCUUUGCUACACAAUUAGCACUGUCCCUCAACUGCUGGUUAAUCUGCAUGGAGCUCACCAGAUCAUCACUUAUGGAGGUUGUGUGACUCAACUCUUUAUUACUCUUGCCCUAGGUUCUGCUGAAUGUGUUCUUCUGGUAGGGAUGGCUUUUGAUCAUUAUGUUGCUGUCUGUCAGCCUUUCCAGUGCACUACCACCAUGCAACCCUGGCUCUGCUUUCUGCUUGCUACUAUCUCCUGGUUUGGAGGUUUUGUCAACUCAGUGGCACAGACGGGCUUGAUAACUAUUCUUCUCUGUGGCCUACAUUAUUUGGACCAUUUUUUCUGUGAAAUGCCUGUAUUCUUAAAGUUGGCAUGUAAGGAUAGAGAACAGACAAAAGUCAAGAUGUUUGUAGCCCGGGUCAUCAUUUUGGUAUUACCUGCCUCAUUUACCUUGGGCUCCUAUAUAUGUGUAGUACACACAGUACUGAAUAUUAAGUCAACAGCAAGACAAAGAAAAGCAUUUGAGACAUGUGGGUCUCAUCUCAUGGUAGUCUUUCUUUUCUAUGGAUCUGCCAUCUGUACUUGUCUCCAACCCAUUCAUAGAUACUCCACAAGUCAUGGGAAGUUUGCUGCUCUCUUUUAUACUAUCAUGACUUCAAUGCUCAACCCUCUUAUUUAUACUCUGAGGAAUAAGGAUAUGAAGGCAGCUUUGAGGAAAGUGAUAAAAAGUAAAGAACACUGGGAUAGAGGAAACAAUGAAGCGCUUCCACUAAUAAACUGUUAG
This is a messenger RNA of Sarcophilus harrisii (Tasmanian devil), 963 nucleotides long. RefSeq names its product olfactory receptor 2Y1. Gene Ontology annotation, molecular function: olfactory receptor activity; G protein-coupled receptor activity. Gene Ontology annotation, biological process: G protein-coupled receptor signaling pathway. Gene Ontology annotation, cellular component: membrane. Lineage: Eukaryota; Metazoa; Chordata; Mammalia; Dasyuromorphia; Dasyuridae. The record is from RefSeq and is a predicted model, not a curated record.